Messenger RNA from Dioscorea cayenensis subsp. rotundata (Guinea yam), 1339 nucleotides. Its product is annotated as protein ABIL1-like. The record is from RefSeq and is a predicted model, not a curated record. Lineage: Eukaryota; Viridiplantae; Streptophyta; Magnoliopsida; Dioscoreales; Dioscoreaceae.
AAAACUCUCACCCGCUCUUUCGUUUUCGCUUCCACUUCACUCUCCCUCUCUUUUCUUUUCUUUUUUUGCCCACAGGCCCAUUUCCCAAACUGAAAGACUCGAACUCCUUCGCAUUUAAUAAACUAAACCUUCUCGAUCUUUCUCUCUCUCUCUCGAUCUCGAUCGAGGGUUUCGCCGGCGAACUAUGCAGCAAUGGAGGCCGGAGAACGCCACCGCCUUGACCUUCGAUGAGGUCUCUAUGGAGCGGAGUAAGAGCUUCGUCAAGGCCCUCCAGGAACUUAAGAACCUCAGGCCUCAGCUCUAUUCUGCCGCGGAGUACUGUGAGAAAUCUUAUCUUCAUAAUGAGCAGAAGCAGAUGGUGCUGGAUAAUUUGAAAGACUAUGCUGUCAGAGCACUGGUGAAUGCUGUUGAUCACCUAGGUACGGUUGCUUACAAAUUAACUGAACUACUUGAACAACAGACUAUGGAUGUCUCUACUGUAGAGCUAAAAAUUUCGUGUCUGAAUCAGAGAAUUCUCACAUGCCAAACCUACACGGAUUUGGAAGGGCUCAGGCAGCAGCAAAUGUCGCCACCUACCCCGAGACACCACAAACAUUAUAUCUUGCCAAAUUCCAACAGCAGAAGGAUGAGUGGUAGCUUACAUUCACAAACAGAUGUGGCACAAAAUCAUAUUCAGGCAGAAGCUCACCCUUGUCCUCCAGGCACCCAUGCAUCAAAAACCCUUUCAUGGCACCUAGCUUCAGAAAGUAUCAAUUCUCCAUCAAAUGGAGCUGCCACUCCAACAAGAAGCAUUGGUGAUCAUACUGUCUCUAAGGUGACUUCUGAAGUUUUCCAUCUUCUAGAAGAGGCUGUUGCCCCUUUGCCAUUAUCAAGUCAUCUUCAGUCAGCUGUCAGAACUCCUACUUCAAAUGUGGCUCAACCAAAAUUUGGCUUAAUGGGUUCUCAUCUUACUGAGAUGCAGAAACCUCUCACGGCAUUCAGGUCAUUUGGUAAUGCCGGAACAAUUGAAGUUUACCGGCCUGUUCGUAACAAGAGCAUGCUCGCAACCCUUUUUGCUAAAACAAAAUCGGCCAAACAAAAGAGAACUCUUGUCUCAUGAUAGUCUCAAUAAAAGAAAUGCAGUUGAGCAUUAAUGUAUCGGAAUCCUAAUCAGCUUUAUAACCUUGUGUUGCAGUUAUGCUAGUAUGUUUGGCAUGUUGUAUUUUAUGUUACAGAGAUGUGUUUAUCUAACCGUUUAUAUAGUUAAAACCAUUUUUAUUGUUCCAUCUUUGUGCCUUAACUAGGAAAAUGUACAUUUAUCAUUGGCAUAUAAAACUACUGCUGUAUAUUGAUCUUCAUU